UUCAUAGCGAUCACGAGAAUACUGUUAUCAAAUGUGUAUGUGGUAUAUUUGUUAACUUGGAGUAACAACAUGGAAACACAAAAGAUAUAUAAAAAACAAGAGGUCAUAGUUGAAAUAUUUCAAAGGUUGUCUGCAAUGAGAGAUAGUAAAUUAUGCGACAUAACUUUGGUAGUGGAUGAUGUCAAAAUACAUGCGCACAAAGUUGUGCUUGCUGCUUGUUCAGAAUUUAUGAAAACAUUAUUAACAGGGGACUUUAAAGAAUAUCAACAACCAACGAUUAAAUUAUCAGAAAUAAAUGCCGAAGCAGCAAACCAAGUAGUUAACUAUAUGUAUGGCUCAUCCAUCAAAAUAACGAUAGAUAACGUUUUUAACAUACUUCGUAUUUCACGGAUGUGGUUCAUAAAUACUUUAUUGGAAGAGUGUGAACAAUUUUUGAUGAAAUCUCUUAACAUUUCUAAUGCAUUGUUAAUUUGGACCAAUUUUCGUUUACUUGACCAAAACCAAAUAAAAACGAGAGCUGAAGAUCUAUUGGGAUGUCAUUUUACUGACAUAAUGAACUCCGACAAAUUUAUGGAACUAGAAAUUGAAGAAUUAAUCGAGCUAUUAAGCAAAGAUUCAUUAUUAAUUAAAGCAGAAAGUCAAGUAUUUGAAUGCGCAAUUUCUUGGAUAAAACACGAUCAAGAAAGAAGAAAAGUUUAUAUUGCUGAUAUAAUAGAAUGUGUUCGAAUGAGUUUGAUACCAAGGACCUAUUUGAAUGAUUGUCUGCUUCAAAAUGAAUUAAUUAAGAACAAUCAUGAGUUGAUUUAUAAAAUUUAUUCGCAAUUUGCGUCAGAAGCAAAGCCUCGGAUGGCCAGAAAUGUGUUGUUCGUUAUGGGCAAAUCACAAAAUCAAUGCUCUGUGGAAUAUUAUAACUUUAAUACUGAUACCUGGCACAAAAUGCCCACCAUAACUGAAUCACAUAAUCAAAUUUCCUUCAGUUAUAUAAAAGACGUACUGUAUGUGGUUUAUAACAAAUCCGCAGGAAGUGACCUUGUAAUUGCAAAAUACAACUUAAUCAGAGGAAUAUUAUUUGAUCACAAAACGUUAACAAAUCUUAAAACAUCAUUUGAAGAGGUGAUCAUUUUAAAUAAUUUUAUUUAUAUAUUUAGUACUAGAAAUAGAAAUGGUUAUUCAGCAGUCCCAGAAAAGGUUGAUUUAAUAACUGGCACAAUAACAAGUAUUACCUCCAUGAAUAUUGCAAGAAGAGACGUUGCUUUAUGCGGUUUAGACAAUUUUAUAUAUGCGAUUGGGGGAACGGAUGGCAAUCAAGCCUUGAAAUAUGCGGAACGUUACAAUAUACAUACAAAUGUAUGGGAACGUCUCUCGGAUAUGAACUAUCCAAGAAGACGUGCAGUUGCUGCAUCUGUUAAAGGACUAUUAUAUGUAUUCGGAGGUUUAAAUAAUGUUAGUGAUGCGUUGAACACUAUUUCAGUAUACAAUCCCGAAAAUAAAUUGUGGACCGAUAUACCUUCAGAAAUUAGUUUUUGUUAUACUGAACCAUUAUCAAUAACAUCUUAUGAAAAUAUGAUAUACGUGUUUGGCAAAGAUAAUGCGCUAGGUGGUGGUACCAAUCGCGUUGCAGUUUUUAAUCCAGAAACGAAAACUUGGAACAAAGACUUAAUUAAAUCAAGUAUCUCCUUAACUAAAACAAUUUAUGGGGCUGCAUUUAUGAAGAAUUUUAAAUAAAGUUGACUGCGAAUUUUUAUCGACAAAUCGCAAAAUUGUAAAAAUUUGUAAUUUUCAAUAAAAUAAAGAUAAAUUCUUGUUGUUUAA
Molecule: messenger RNA, 1812 nt
Organism: Onthophagus taurus
Lineage: Eukaryota; Metazoa; Arthropoda; Insecta; Coleoptera; Scarabaeidae
Product: kelch-like protein 17
Molecular function (GO): protein binding
Source: RefSeq, a predicted model, not a curated record